Molecule: messenger RNA, 2015 nt
Organism: Bombus pascuorum
Lineage: Eukaryota; Metazoa; Arthropoda; Insecta; Hymenoptera; Apidae
Exons: 4
Coding region: 1-1347 (448 amino acids)
Molecular function (GO): protein binding
Source: RefSeq, a predicted model, not a curated record
AUGAACGUGAACAAGCGACCGAAAAUACCAAUUAUAAGAUGCGAUCAAUAUCAGGGAUCGCGGAAAGAAUCAGAAAUAUCCCCGUUAACAGAACAAAGUUGUCGCGGCUAUGCAUUGGACACGCUUCCGCCGGAAGUUUUGGAGAUGAUUCUUCGGUUACUUCCUCUUCAUGAUGUUGCUACUUCCGUUCGUUUAGUUUCUAGACACUGCUCAACGGUUGCAGCAGCAGUUUUAAAUGGCGCCUUUCUGAUGGCUUGCGCGAAGGUGGAUGGUAUAAUAAAGCGCAACGAGAACGUUAUGAAAACUACAAAAACGGACGCCGAAUUAUUUGCCUGUAGCAAAGCUUUAGACGCUCUAGAGCUGAUUAAAGCACAGUACAAGAUGCUACGAGCCGUCACUUGGAGGUAUACGCAUCCUCCAACGAAGCAACAAAAAUUUCCAAGGCUUUGUUUCUACGCUGGUAGUCUGCUCGACAACUUGAACGAGCUACUUAAUCAAAUUUCAAAGUAUCACUCGUCCAUCAUCGGUCCUCGUACAGCAGAAUCGACUAUCUCCUCUUUUAUAGCCAUCUGCAAACGGUUCAUGAACUUCUUUGAAAAAGUCUCUGAACGCAGAGUGAACAGAUCGGCCCUGAUUUCCGGAUGCAAGAUUGUAGACGUUCUGGACUGUCUCGUAGAAGGUCGACAAGUACUCUUUUUCAAAGUAUUGACUAACAAACGAGACACCGGGAGAAUUGUCAGCAUGAAAUUGAAAUACACAAUGAAACGCGCUUGGUUCACCAGUCUAGAUGUUUCCAAAAAGGCUGAAGAGAAUUCUUGGAGAGACGAACAACGUUUCAUGUAUCUUCGAUUACGACGUCUAGUAGGCAGUGUGAACGAACACCUCUUCGAGAACUUACAUUACGAACACGAAUUACUCUUACAGAUUCCUUUGACACUCUCAUUGAGACCUCCGCCAGCUUCCACUUACUCAGGAUACGGAGAAUAUGGUGGACGUUUCUUUUACUAUGGAAAUAUGAACAAAUACGCUUAUGAAAGCAAAUUUAUGCAGACAGUAAGCACGACGAAUUUGACAGUUGAAACGGAACAACAAGUCCAGAGGCCACCGUCUUUCGAUUUAAUAAUCGAAGUCGAACUGAAAUGCACGCCAGACUUGGCUCCAUUUGCUGUUAGAUCGAUAUUAAGAUCGGACGAGUUCGAAACUUAUGAGAUGAAAGCAUGCAGGAAUCAGCAACUUUACUUGCAAAUGAACGUUACGUGUCCAGCAUCGAUAGCUAAUAGAUUACCUGGUAAUUUUGUGUGGGAAUUGCAUAGUCCACGACGUGUACUUAUGGUGGAAGAUGUAUAGUGAAAUCAUAAAUUAAAACAUAAGUUGAGGUCACUAAUUAAAUAAGCAUAUCGAUUGAUCUAGUAGAAGAUAUAUAGGACUGUAUACGUUUAGACUGAAUGUAAAUACAUAAUUAGUCUGAGAAAGUCUUAAAAUAGAAAUUCCCAAAUUUCAGAUUACAAACAUUACUUAUAAAUUGAUUUAAAAUUUUUGUCUAUAACCUUGCAUUAAAAUUACAUUGUAUUAAUGGUCCAUAAUUAUUUCUACUUUAUAGUAAUAAUUAUAUUAGUGAACAUUAACCUAUAGCUGCAAAGAAAAAACUACAUGUCUAAUUUGAUAUUUUAUAUUCCUAAUAAGCCUAUGUUGCUAAUUUAAGUUUCAUAUCUCCCCUUAGAUUUUUUAUUAUUCUAUUAAUUCCCUUAGAAUUUUUAUUCCUUAGAAAUUUUUAUUUCGAUAUUCAAAACUAAUGUAUGUUUAAGCUUGAUUAUUUUUAUGACCUCACUACUUAUGUAUGUACAUCUCUUCUACCAAGAGUAUGUUAAAAUUGGUGAAUUAUUACAAUUUGUACAUUAAAGUAUUAUUAGGUACUAUGAAGUACUGUAAACAUACAUGUGCAUAUACACAUACAAAUGUAUACACGUACACAAACGUGUAUAUACAUACUUAUAUAUACAUUGAUAUUAUACAAU